Molecule: messenger RNA, 808 nt
Organism: Arachis duranensis
Lineage: Eukaryota; Viridiplantae; Streptophyta; Magnoliopsida; Fabales; Fabaceae
Product: cytochrome b5
Exons: 3
Coding region: 245-622 (125 amino acids)
Cellular component (GO): intracellular membrane-bounded organelle; membrane
Molecular function (GO): heme binding
Source: RefSeq, a predicted model, not a curated record
AAUCAUCCUAAGAUAUACCUCUCUCUCACGCAAAAAAGAAAAAGCGUUUCAAAGAGACACAACUGGAACCAAGUCAAGUCAGAAAGGGGUGGCUGGCUGGCUGGGGUUCUGCGGUUCUGAACAAGCAAGCAGCACAAACAUAACUAGUUAGUUUCUUCCACCACCAAUCCCCUCUUCUCUCUCUCUCUCUCUCUCUCUCUCUCAAUAGUCCAAAAACCAAGAAAAAGAAGGAAAGAUUAGAAAGAUGCCAACGAUAUCAAACUUCUACAGCAUGAAAGAUGCAUCCAAGCACAGCACCAAAGACGAUUGCUGGAUCGUUGUGAAUGGAAAGGUAUAUGAUGUAACACAAUAUUUGGAUGAUCAUCCUGGUGGAGAUGAUGUAAUCCUUGCCGCAACUGGGAGAGAUGCAACAGAUGAUUUUGAAGAUGCCGGACACAGCAAAAGCGCGAGAGAACAAAUGGAGGAGUACUUCAUUGGUGAGCUUGACACAUCGGCGCCAAUUUUCACUGAGAAAAGUUACCAUGUGAAGCUCAUGCAGUUGGCAAAGCAAUGUUGGGCUGUUCCUGUAACUGCUGUUGGUAUCUCGGUAGUAGUUGGAUUCGUAUACUUGCGUAAGAAGUAAGAAUCACAGGACUAAAAAUCAAUUCUCAUUGUUGCUACUGAAAAGGAAUUAGGGCAACAAAUUAUUUCAUUGCUUGAAGGAUAAGAACUAUAAGAAUACUGCCACAUUUCAAAAUAAUAAUUUACAUUUGAUUAUAUGAAUGACUGAAGAAUUGAUUAAAGAAUGGAUUAUCAAACAUGUUUUUUU